Messenger RNA from Lethenteron reissneri (Far Eastern brook lamprey), 4197 nucleotides. RefSeq lists its product as uncharacterized. Lineage: Eukaryota; Metazoa; Chordata; Hyperoartia; Petromyzontiformes; Petromyzontidae. The record is from RefSeq and is a predicted model, not a curated record. Gene Ontology annotation, cellular component: nucleolus; nucleoplasm. Gene Ontology annotation, molecular function: nucleic acid binding.
UUUUUGCCAGUUCGCUCGGCGGUUACAGGCGGCGGCGUUUUUUCGAGAAGCCGUUUUGUAGAAAACUUUACACAAUUUUUGCUACCUAACACUCACCGUUUACAUUUUUGUUACGAACAGAACAUCCUCGUUGUUGCCGACAUCCUCACGUCAAACGACGACAUGGAGAUCUUAAGGCGCUCGUUCGCCUGAGACACAGAAAGACAGGUUCACCCUCCCACGAUGGCGGGCGAGCGGGAUGGCAAGCAAGACCUUGAGCGAGUCGGCGAGCCGGAUGGUGAGCGAGACAGUGAGGAAGACAGCGCUCUGCUCGACUCGCUGCAACUCCCCCAAGAGAGCGUCAAGGAAUGGCAGGCGCGACGGCGAUUCCUGGCGCAGAACCUCGAGCGAUUCCGCGGCGACGAUCUGGAUCGGCUCAUCUCCCUCUCCAUGGUUUGGGUGAACCACAUCUUCCUGGGGUGCAGAUACAAGUCGGAGCUGAUGAAGAAGGUGACUGAGAUGGCGAAGGGAAUUGAAGUUGACCAACGCCCUAAGUUCAAUGUUCUCGGUCAGCCUAUCUCCGCGCUUAAACGACCCGCCGAAGAACCGGCAUCUGGCGGCGGCGGCGGCAACUCGGAGCCAAGCGACUCGGCCACGUCGGAAAAAAGAGCGAGGUUGGCAUCGGUCGAGUCGGCCACCGGCGGUGCCGGCACCGACGGCGAGAAAUCCACCGCGGCGCCGCAAGCGACGUAUCGGCCGCGCUUCGAGCCCAUUCAGUUUGUCCGUUCGCAGAAGCCCGCCGGUGCCGGGCCUUCCAACAACGUCGGUGACGACGGUGGAUGUAAACCUGGGGUAGGCAAUGUUGGCGACGGUUUUGGAGGAAAUUCUGGAGGCGCUGGAGGUGGAGGCGUUGGAGGAAGUGUCGGAGGUGUGGGAGCUCAGCAGUCGUCGGUUAAUUCCACGAGCGAUCUGCGAUCUCAGCUGGAGAACCAGCUGCAGGAGCACCUGCAGGCGAUGGUGCAGGCACAGCUGCAGGUGCAUCAGAGUGGCACGGGAAACAAGGCUGCGGCAGAAAAUCAGGCGCAAGCUGAGGAGCGUCUCCGCGCGCAAUUCGAGAAGAUGGUGGAGACUCAGUUGCGCACCGACCCGUCGGGAGUGGGGCUCCUCGUGUCCAUCUUACAAGGCGCCGUCACCCAAGGCCAGACGCAGCCGCAGCAACAGCCGCCGCAGCUGCAUCAACAGAAGCAGCAUGGAACGACGUCUGCUGCUUCGCCUCCGAAACCAUCGGCUGCAGCAGGGAGCGAGCAGGCCACAGUCCAAAAGUCGUCGACGCUGUCGGACUACGCAGCCCAGCUGCAAGCCGACUAUCGCCAGCGCUUCAAGCCAGCCGGCACCACCGGGGCAUCGCCCAGAAUGCAGCAACCGAGGCCAGGCGGCAGCAGAGGGCCCGCUCUGCCGCUGUCGCUCAGUUUGUUGCAGCAGCAGCAGCAGCAGGCUCUGAAGCAGCAACAGCAACAGCAGGCUCUGAAGCAGCAGCAAGCACUGCAUCUGCAAGCUCUGAAGCAGCAGCAGCAGCAGCUGCAGCAAGCUUUGAAGCAGCAGCCGCAGCAACAAGCUGUGAAACAGGAGCCGCAGCAGCAACCUCUGGACCAGGAGCAACAGCAGCUGCAGCAAGCUUUGAAGCAGCAGCAGCAGCAACAAGCUGUGAAGCAGGAGCCGCAGCAGCUGCAGCAAACUCUGAAGCAGCAGCAGCAGAAGCAACAAGCUGUGAAACAGGAGCCGCAGCAGCAAGCUGUGAAUCUGCGGCAGUCGCCGUUCAGUAGCAGCAUAAUCGCGGGGAAGCAGGCGAUCUUCACACGGCUACACAAGGUGGUGACGCUGAUGCUGAAAAAGGAGGGCGGCUUCAGGAAUGAUCUCAACUUCAGCAAGCUCCUGACGGCCGCCACGCAGGCUUCGCGCUGCAACCCCGAGUACACGUACGUGGAGAUGUCGAGGCUGGCGCCGGCCGAUCUGCCCGCGGGGCAACAUCUAUCCACCCAGGGCUACGCCUGCGAGCUGCGCUGCAGCCACGUCUACCUGGCAACCGGCUUUUGGGUCGGCAAGAACGGCGCUCGCGACCGCGCCACCCAGCGCGCGCUGAGCCUCUUUCUGCACGACUCGGUGUACGUGCAGCAGUUUGUGCGGCGCCGCAGCAGCGUCUUGCUUCACCGCGGCAAAAACGGCGCAAACCCGGGGCUCGGCUCCGCCGAAGACGACUCGGUCAUGCACGACCUCGUCCUCAACGACCGCGCGGAGCCGCCCAGAACGGACGUGCUGCCGGCACUCACCGACUCCUUGGGGGACCCCACUCAGGACAGCUGGAACGCGGUGGCGGUGACGUCGCCGGCACCACCGGUGGCGCCGGUGAGGGCGGCGCCGGUGAAGGCGGCACCGGUGGUGAAACAGCCGCUCCUGUCACAACCUUCGAAGCAACAGCAGGCGGAGUCGCAGUCGCCGUUCGACAAGAUCAAGAUUCAACCGAGGCAGAUUAUCUUCACACGAUUGCACAAGGUGGUGAAGCGGAUUCUGCACGAGGAGGGCGGCUUCAGGAGCGAGCUCAACUUCAGCAAGCUCUUCACGGCCGCCGCGCAGGAGUCGGGCUGCAACCCCGAGUACACGUACGUGGAGCUGUCGAGGCUGGCGCCCGCCGACCUGCCCAAGGACCGUCAGCUGCCCACCCAGGGCUACGCCUGCGAGCUGCGCUGCCGCCUCAUCUACCUCGCCACCGGCUACUCAGGCAGCAAGAACGGCGCCCGCGACCGCGCCACCCAGCGGGCGCUGAGCCUCUUCCUGCGCGACUCGGUGCACGUGCAGCAGGUCACGCGGCACCGCAGCAGCGUCUUGCUUCGGCGCGGCGGCGGUGGCAACAACGGCGCCGCGCCCAGCGCCAACCCGGGCUUCGGCUCGGUCGAGCACGACGCCGCCAUGCACGACCUCGUCCUCAACGACCGCUCGGAGCCGGCCAGGCCGGACCUGCCGCCGGCGCUCUCGGACCCCUUCUGCGACCCCGCUCCCAAGAGCCGGAACGUUCCGGCGGCGGCAGCGCCGCCGAAGCAAUUGACGAUGCAUCAGCAGCGCUGCGGCGGGCAGUGGCACGGACGCGGAUCGACGCUGCGCGAGUUCGUGGUGUUGGACAACGCCGAUAAUCCCGUGUGCGUGCUCAACAACUCGGCGCAGUUCAACCGCACCGACGUAGAGUUCCGCUUCGAGCCGCUGCAGAUGGAUUCGAGCGGCGUGUUCCACUGGUGCUGCUCGCUCUACAUCGGCGGCGAUUUCGUCACCAGCGCCGUGGGGCCCAAGAAGGCGGUGAAGCAAACCGUGGCCGAGCAGGGCCUAGAAUUCCUGCGCCAGACCCGCCCCACCAUCACGCCGACGGCCAACGGCAACGCCGGCAACGUCGCCCAGGGGCCGACGGUGUCGCGCCGCGACAUCCUGCGACGCGGCGGCGGCGAGCGUCUGUCGGAGGACAACGUGGGCAGCCAGCUGAUGCGCAAGAUGGGUUGGACGGGAGGCGGGAUCGGCGCGGCCGGGCGCGAGGGGAUCUCGGAACCCAUUACCGUGCACCAGCGCAUGGCGCGCGAGGGGCUCGGCACGAGCCAGGGCAGCGCGGUGACGGCGCGCAGCGUGGAGGAGGUGAUCCGGGAGUACGCCGUGUCGUCCCGGCAAGACGAGCUCACCUUCUCGUCGGAGCUGACGCUUGACGAACGCAAGUGCGUGCACCUUGUGGCCGCGCGCUACAACCUGCGCAGCAAGAGCUACUGGCGGGACGGCCGGCGCCACCUGGUUCUGCGUCGGCGCAUGCAUCGCGACGACAUAAUGCGCGAGCUGGAGCGCGACGGGCAGGUCGGCCGAUACAUCCUGCACCAGCCGGGGCCGACGAUGAAGCACAGCUGAGGCUCGGGGGACUCGGAGAUCCGCUCGCCGUGUUGGGAGUGAUGAAUUUUAACGAGCGUUCCGUUGGGAGGAAAACCCGGAGUGCGUGCCGGAGAAAAACUUUUGACUCUUGUGGGCGUAACAACACUCGGCGGUUGUUGGAGACGGGUAUCGCGAACCCGCUUGCUGUACUGAUAUCUCAUUACCUAGAGGAAUGUUAAAAUUGCUAUAACUGAUAUGGUAAAACAAAGGGGGUCUGUCGCUUCCUGUCGAAAGUAAAAUAAAGUAACGUGUCCAGCAGCCUGA